UUGGCCAAUUAUAUUGCCAAAGUAAUGUUGUUCAAUUUUCAUAUCAAAGUGAACACAUCACAAUGUGGGGUAUAUAAACCCACAUGGAAAUCUGUGGAGUUGCUUCACACCAGGGAGUGGGUCAGUUGCGCGCCGACGCGGAGAGGACGACCAGCACAAGGAUCUCCGGUAACAGGAAUCCCAACACAAGGAUCUCCGGUAACAGGAACCCCAACACAAGGAUCUCCGGCACCAGGAACCCCAACACAAGGUUAUCCGGCACCAGGAACCCCAAUACAAGGAUCUCCGGCACCAGGAACACUAACACAAGGAUCUCCGGCACCAGGAACCCCAACACAAGGAUCUCCGGCACCAGGAACCCCAGCACAAGGAUCUCCGACACCAGGAACCCCAGCACAAGGAUCUCCGGCACCAGGAACCCCAACACAAGGAUCUCCGGCACCAGGAACCCCAACACAAGGAUCUCCGGCACCAGGAACCCCAGCACAAGGUUAUCCGGCACCAGGAACCCCAGCACAAGGAUCUCCGGCACCAGGAACCCCAGCACAAGGAUCUCCGGCACCAGGUACCCCAGCACAAGGAUCUCCGACACCAGGAACCCCAGCACAAGGAUCUCCGACACCAGGAACCCCAGCACAAGGAUCUCCGGCACCAGGAACCCCAGCACAAGGUUAUCCGGCACCAGGAACCCCAACACAAGGAUCUCCGGCACCAGGAACACCAACACAAGGAUCUCCGGCACCAGGAACCCCAACACAAGGAUCUCCGACACCAGGAACACUAACACAAGGAUCUUCGGCACCAAAACCGACGACAACGACGAUGGAGAAGACGGUGCUGGGAGAGGUGAGUUGA
Molecule: messenger RNA, 855 nt
Organism: Rodentolepis nana
Lineage: Eukaryota; Metazoa; Platyhelminthes; Cestoda; Cyclophyllidea; Hymenolepididae
Source: the annotation of a GenBank genome assembly